Molecule: messenger RNA, 3407 nt
Organism: Cheilinus undulatus (humphead wrasse)
Lineage: Eukaryota; Metazoa; Chordata; Actinopteri; Labriformes; Labridae
Gene: pwwp2b
Product: PWWP domain containing 2B
Exons: 3
Coding region: 291-2159 (622 amino acids)
Cellular component (GO): nucleus; nucleoplasm
Source: RefSeq, a predicted model, not a curated record
UAAUGGGAGUCAUGUCUUCGGUGAAGUCCUGAAAUGAUGGCAUCAAACAAUCAAAGAGAGGCAGAGGAAGGCAAGGCCUCGUCUGCUCCUCCAGCACACACAGAGAGAGCGUGAUGUCAGCGCUAACAGUCCUGUUGUAAUUGACUUGGUGGGGGUGAUGGCGUCAUUUCAUGCCCUGCUGUAGCCUCCUGCUCCAAUAGCGAAGGGGAGACGGAUCUCUGGCCGACGCGACCGUGGCUCCCUUGGCCGGGAUCGAGCACCGCCGAGCCGGACACUUGACGCCGGGAAACAUGGAGGCUGCGGCCGAGCAGCUGCAGGCCGGCUCUCGGGUACCUGUCACUAUCGAUCAAAUAGUUAACGAUACCCUGGUGGUGACGCUGAUCUAUCGGGAGAGGAGCUACACAGGGAUAUUACUCGACAGCAACAAAAAGACUGGGCUGUUCUGUCUGCCAGAGUUCACAGCCAAACCCGAAGACUGCCUGAAAUCUAAACCGGCUUGUGAAAUCCCAGAAGUCCUGAGUGAGGAGCAGCUUUCCAAAUCCCAGAGCCAGGCGUCACACAGACCAAAGGAUGAAAACACACUUCCUGAAAGCGGCGUACCUGCUGCUCCUCCCUGCCCCAUCCCCACACCAGUGCCAGCUGGACAGACUCCUUACCCUCCUUAUUUUGAAGGAGCCCCCUUCCCUCAGCCCUUAUGGGUGCGCCACAGUUACAGCCAAUGGGUACCUCAACCCCCACCCAGACCAAUCAAAAGAAAGAAGAGGCGAACGCGAGAGCCAGGCCGUAUGACCAUGAGCACGAUCCGUCUGCGCCCUCGGCAGGUUCUUUGUGAAAAGUGCAAAAACACUCUGAACAGUGACGAGGACAGCAAAGACGGCCUGAGCAACAACACAAAGACUUCUAGAAAAGAGAAUUCACUACAGAGCGACGACGACGGGGAAGAUAAAGACACUCCCACUAAGCUGUCUAGAAAAGAAGAAGGUGUUUCGACAAAAGACGCCAAGAGACGUGAAAACGGCUCCACACUAGACAGCAAGCGCCUCAGGAAGGACAAACGGGGGGAUGCUGACGGGGACAAGUACCUUGGAAGUGAUGUAAUCCCCCACAGUCCUGUCAUAAAGAUCUCAUAUAGCACUCCACAGGGGAAGGGCGAGGUGAUGAAGAUCCCCUCCAGAGUCCACGGCUCAGUCAAGCCAUUCUGCCCCAAACAGCUUGUGCAGAAUGGCGUCAGAGAAAACGGCAAGACACCAUCUGACCCCACAAAGGAACAACGGCACAUUCUUGACGCUACAAGGUCCGGCCUCACCGUGUCCAUUCCCAAACUCAAACUCACCCGGCCUUUUGCCAACGUGGGUCAGGAAUUACCUUCUCCAAAGAUCAGCUUGAGACCCCCAUCAAGGGAGGGGGAGGAGAGCGUGGUCGAGUAUGAGGCCGAACUUGUCGGUGGCACUCGGAGGCGGAGCCCCAGGGUGCCCGGUCCCUGCCUUCCCCACUCUGAGGACUCAGGGGAGGGUAAGAACUCUCUGGAGUUGUGGUCGGGAAGUUCAGGAGAAGAGGCAGAGCGCGGACACAAUGACCUCACGCUUCUUAUUAAUUUUCGAAAGCGUAAAGCAGAUUCUUCAAGUCUGUCGGUCUGCAGCAGCGACAGUUUAGACGAGUCCAAGUCUUUCAGCUCUGACGGCACAUCUCCAGAACUCUGUGACCUGGCCCCAGGUGAGGAUCUGUCUGUGACAUCAUCUUCUAUCCCCUCUCGAGACGACUGUAAGACCGUGCCGCCACUCACAGUGCGGCUUCACACGCGCAGUAUGACAAAGUGUGUAACAGAGGAAGGUCACGCAGUGGCGGUGGGCGACAUCGUGUGGGGGAAAAUUCACGGCUUUCCUUGGUGGCCAGCUCGCGUCCUCAGCAUCAGCGGUACCCGCAAGCAGGAGACUGCAAGCUGUGAGGCCCAGUGGCCGCAGGCUAAGGUGGCAUGGUUCGGUUCGCCAACGACCUCCCAGCUCUCCGUCGCCAAAUUGUCCCCCUUCCGAGAGCUCUUCAGGUCCCGCUUCAACAGGAAGAAGAAAGGAAUGUACCGGAGAGCCAUCCUCGAGGCUGCCAAGGCUGUGGGUCACAUGAGUCCUGAGAUCACAUCGCUGCUCUCACACUGCGAUACGUAGAAGCUGAGGACUGACUGGAGCGACGGCUUUUUCUCUGAAUCCUCAGACUCUGUCAUCAAGACCCAGGAGGGUGUACGUGAGGUUGCCACGGCUACUAUUUAUAUGCCGUUCCUUUUUUUUUUUUUUUUUUCUUCCACAUGGCUGGUUGAAAAAUGGCCGCCACGGAGUGUUUUUGAGACUGGAUAAGGGAGCAAAUAAAAGGCCAGGCAUCUCAUGGCCUACUAAACAAUUCCUCUUUUUUAUUUUCUAGAUUUAAUCAUAUUUCAAUAGAGCCGACACUACAAGGACCCAAAUGUAUUUAUUUAUCUGUUCUGGUUUAUUCUGAACCAACUGUCUUCAAUCUCUCAAAACCUCCCAAUCUGCUGCUGUCUUCAUCACGGUCCUCGCCGGCGCUGAUGUGUUCACUGCGAGGUCAUCCAGCCACAGGAAGCCCUAAGGACAUGAGACCUUUUUACGGAGGUUUAAAAAGUCUUACCUUGAACCCUCUUACUUCUGAAACUGUGAACGGCUCCGUCUGACUGUUCCAGCUCCUCUAGCGAUCAGUGUUUCCAUCCUCGUAGCCUUCUGUCAGAUCUGUGGAUGUAUUUAUACUGAACUCUUAUUCCUCUCCUAAAGCAUCUUGUGUCUCUCUUCCAUUUCAUUUUUACCUUUUAGGAGUGUCAUCAUGUCAACCAACUUCCCCACUAGUUUUUCCUGAGAACCAUUUUUCCAUCACUUUACUUAUUUAAAGCGUCACGUUUAAGAAAAAAAAAGCACUUUAUCUGUACCUUUGGUGGCCUGCUGUAAGCUCCCUGUCUGAAACGCUAAUGUGAGAUUACAGCCCUAACAGGCGGCAGGGGAGCUCACAAGUCUUUGUGGUUGACUAUCCAUGGCCUUGGAGAUACAAAAAACUUAUUUUAUUUUAUUGUACGAUUUUUGGGGGCACCAGACACGGAUGGUUGUGUACACUGUAUUCUGCAUUUGGUGUAUUUCUCUCAAUUAGUAAAAAAAAAACAUAUUUAAGGAAGAAUUCUUGUUUUUUUUAGCCUGGUCUCUAAUGUUGGCAUAUUUCAGAGUCUAGAUGACUUGAAGGUGAAAAGUUUUGGAAUUGCCCUUUUAAAUUUCUCCAGUCUACAGGAGUAAAACAGGCUGAAUAAGCUGCAUUAAAGGCCUUGGGAGCAAAUGUGCCCAAUCAGAGGAUGUCCAUCUUAAAGUCAGAUUGUUUUUAGAGUUUCUGACAACACUGAUUAAAGGACCCCUAAACUGACA